AUGGCCACCAAGUCUAAAGUCUUUGAUGACAGCACGUCCGUUUCCAACCCACCUCCCUCGUAUGAUUCAAUUUCUACGUCUGUAUCAGAUGUUGUCCGGUACAAACCAUCGGUAUUUUCCUUCCUGAAAUCCAAGGAAAAACGUCGUGCGACAGUGCUCUCUGGCAUCCGUGAAAUUGUCUCCUCUCCUGAUUUCACCCCUUCAUCUGUCGGGUCGAUCGCUGCUACUUUGCCAGCAGCAGAGUUCUCAGAUCUCCUGCAACAACGCAAUAUCGAGGAUCACACAGCGCUGUAUUGGGCGAUCGUAAAAAAGCGGCGAGAAGUCCUUUGGGUGUUCACUAAAUUCAUUUCCGAAUUCUCGCCGGCUUGUUCUUCCGACUUACGACUUGCGUGCAUGACAAUGAACGAUAACGAUCUCUUUAUGCAGCUGAAUUUAGGGGACAAUGUUAAUCCCAAGGAUAAGUCUUUGAGACGGAUUUUGGGUUGUCCGCGAGAUGAGAUCCAGGUGUUCCAGCAUGAACUGGUCGAAAAUCGCCGCAUUGUUUAUUUCAAGUUGGUCUUCAAGAUGUUCCAGACACGCCUGCGCAUUAUGCAGGAAUUGGCGGUAGAAUUUAUUGCCCAGGGUAUGUAA
Molecule: messenger RNA, 630 nt
Organism: Suillus clintonianus
Lineage: Eukaryota; Fungi; Basidiomycota; Agaricomycetes; Boletales; Suillaceae
Exons: 2
Coding region: 1-630 (209 amino acids)
Source: RefSeq, a predicted model, not a curated record